This is a messenger RNA of Lentinula edodes (shiitake mushroom), 735 nucleotides long. Its product is annotated as NUC010 domain-containing protein. Gene Ontology annotation, molecular function: protein serine/threonine kinase activity. The transcript has 4 exons. Lineage: Eukaryota; Fungi; Basidiomycota; Agaricomycetes; Agaricales; Omphalotaceae. The record is from RefSeq and is a predicted model, not a curated record. The annotation marks the transcript as partial.
AUGAUCUCCGAAACUUGUAGGCUUAUGUGUAUCAGCGUCGCAGAUUUCCUCAGAACUACAUUGGGAAAAACUCUUCCAACUCUAUUCGCCAAUCGAGAACAAGCUGUGCUCGAUGCCAUGGACAAGGAACUAUCACAGACCCCCACGUCUAUGUUCUUGCAUAACAGCCAUGGAAUACUAGCGCAUGUGUAUCGACUAGAUCAGGGAACACAUAUAGAUGCCCAGAGUAUCACAAAGUCCUGUGUGAUACCACUUCUCGCUGAGCUCGUCACCUCGUUGGGUGAUCAUAAUGAAUUAGUGGCACAGAACGCCAUUGAUGCAUUGAGGAAGGUCGACAAAGUCCUGAAUGGGUCCGAUCGGGGAGAUCUAGGGGCUUUCCUGAAGAAUUAUAUGUUAGGAUUGAUAUCGCAUAUCAACGAUAUGCUGCAGGACGUGCAAGGGAAGAAGUCGGUUGACGCUAAAAAGAAGAUUCUGAAGAGUCUAGGAGUUCUCAUGACUCAGAUUGGGGCUGCAACCGCUAGCAUAGCUCCUCAGAUCAUGGCCACAUUUCAAACAAUGGUUGGCUUUCCUGAGUUGUGUGAAGAGACCCUCUACAGCUGGCAUCAAUUUAUCACCAUGCUCAAUGCAGAAGAAUUGGCUCCUCACGUUGGCUCAACUAGCGCCGCUUUCGUUACUUCGUGGUCCGCUUUCACCCUUCCUGCACGAUCACUAGCAAAAAAGACUCUAAAAUAUAUU